This is a messenger RNA of Protopolystoma xenopodis, 552 nucleotides long. The record is from the annotation of a GenBank genome assembly. Lineage: Eukaryota; Metazoa; Platyhelminthes; Monogenea; Polystomatidea; Polystomatidae.
AUGGUUGAUAAGACUGGCUUAUCCUCUAACGUUCUCGAACAGCGCCGUCAGAUGCUCGAGGAAUGGGAGGCGACGGAUGAAAUGAAUUUGCUACAGCAAUUUCGUCGACGUGACCAGAUCCGCCGCUGUAUGGCAAAGCAGACAAGUCGGCUGACCCCCGAUGUUGGUCUAGGAGGAAGUGGUGCUAUGGGAGUUGGUACCAAGCCAAAAACCGAUCUGAAUAUUGGAAUAGAAGUUGCAAGGUCAACUACAGAUAUGAUUCUCACCACAACAGACUCUAAGGGCAGUCCAGUGCAUGAGGUAUUGCCCGGCUUCUCGGCGAUUGGCAUGCAACCGAGCACUUCUACUCGGUCACUUACUUCGUCUCAAGUUGACUCCGAGAGCUGCAUGGACGCGUUGGUUCACAAGCGGCGUGCACGCAACAUCAUUGACGUGUUGCUUGAAAGUAGCCGGACAGUGGAUGAAUCAAACUUGCAGAAACGUAGACAGUCCACAGGGCUGUCAGUAAAGCGGGCUCUCAGUCCUCAUAGCUCCACCUUCUUCACUGGUUAG